GAGGUAACGGGGACGUGCCUUGGUGUUCCUGUCUCCUUCGGCUUCACCUUUUUUACUCUGUGUUUUUUGGCAUCAUGGCAAGCCAGCGCCCUCCCUCUGGUUUGGGUCGACCAGUUAGCCGCAGUGGGUCUGUUGUUCCCGGGACUGCAAGAUCUCCAAUGACUGGUCGACCUCCUACGGCUAUACGUGUGGCAACUGGGAUGGUUCCAGGUACAAGUGCUAUGAGGGGGGGUGUCCCCAUCUCCACACCAGGAAUCCUGUCAGCACAGUUCAAAGUGACUGACCGGCCGAUGACUCAGCAGGGGCUCAGUGGGAUGAAGACUUCCAUGAAGGGACCCCAGCGACAGAUUCUGGAUAAGUCCUACUACUUGGGUCUUCUCAGGAGUAAGAUGAGUGAACUGACCACAGAGACAAGCAAACUGCACAAAGAGGUCGAGAAUUACAACCAGGAGAACUCAGUCUAUCUCUCCUUUGAGAAGAGAGCUGAAGGCCUGGCUAAAGAGUUAAAGGAUCUGCAAGGCCAGUUGGCAGACUAUAACAUGCUGGUUGACAAGUUCAACACCAACACAGAGAUGGAAGAAAUGAUCGACGACUUUAAUAUUCUGAAAGUCCACAAUGACAGUAUGGCUGAAAGCAUGUACAGUAUCUUCACUCAAAGGACAGAGAAAGAGGAAGCUAUCAAGGCAGUUGAGGAGGAGAUCAGGAGGGAAAGGCAGGUUGCUGAUGAGGUUGUCAAAGCAAUGUCACCUGCAAAACAAGAGAAGUAUUUCUCCAUGACAGCAACCAAUAAGGAACUGCUACAGAAUCUAUCUGUUCUCCAGAAAGAGCUGGACAUCCUACUGACCAGGAAAGAAGACUAUGAAGCAGAGCUGUCCCAUUCCCAGAUAAAGCAGGAGAUGGUGCGCUAUCAUGACAAAUUAUCACUGUUGGAGGAGAAGCGCGACACCAUGGAGGCAGAGUACAAGAAUGUAGGCUCCCCCCAGGAGGAGCGGGAAAGACUGUUUAAACAGGUGAAGGAGGACAACCAGGAAAUCAGCAGCAUGGAGAGACAGCUUGUGGAGACCAGGGACAGGACCAGUCGAAUCACUGAGGAGAUCCGACAGCUUGAGCAGGACUUAGAGGACACCAAUGGAGAGUCUCACCAGAAAUACAAGGAGCUGAAGAAGAAAUUGGAGGAAAUAGAUCGAUUCUUGGAGUCAUUUGAGGAGGUCAAGGCUCAGGAAGAAGAAAAUAUGACACAAACACAAGGAAAUAUAGUCUCUCUGUUGGAACACUGCAGCAGGAACAUGCUACGACUGCGUCAUGUUGGUACCGUAACAGCUACAGAGUUGAAGGACAUCCAGCAGGUGUUGUCCAACAAGGAGUUAGACGUAGUCCAAUCAGAGAACACGACCAGAGGCCUGACAACUGAGUACCAGCGUCUUCAGCAUGACCUGGAGAAGAUGCAACAACUGGAGGGGAAGAUCAGCACUGAUCUCAGUGCUUUGCAGGAGCAUGUCAGCACCAUGGAAACUGAGCUGAUCACUUAUCGUGACCUGGAUACCCUGAAGUACACAGCAGAGGAAAAGAAAAAGAAACUGCAGCAGCAGCAUGUGUCACUGAUGCAGCGCCGGGAUGCACUCCGACAGCUCUUACAGGAAAUGAACCAGAAAUAUGAAACACUGAAGACAAAACUACAAGAGAAUGUGACUCACACUGAGUUAACAAACCUAGAGAGGAGAUGGCAGCACCUGGAGCAGAACAACUUUGUUAUGAAAGAGUUCAUUGCCUCAAAAUCACAGGAGAGUGAUUAUUCUUCAGUCGCCAAGAACGUUAUGCAGCAGGUGUCGGAAUACAACAAGAGCCUCAUCGAAUCACUGAAAACCAGCUGAAGC
Molecule: messenger RNA, 1874 nt
Organism: Thalassophryne amazonica
Lineage: Eukaryota; Metazoa; Chordata; Actinopteri; Batrachoidiformes; Batrachoididae
Gene: ift74
Product: intraflagellar transport 74
Exons: 20
Coding region: 75-1871 (598 amino acids)
Biological process (GO): cilium assembly; intraciliary transport involved in cilium assembly
Cellular component (GO): cilium; centrosome; intraciliary transport particle B
Molecular function (GO): beta-tubulin binding
Source: RefSeq, a predicted model, not a curated record